Hevea brasiliensis (rubber tree) is the source of this 1338-nucleotide messenger RNA. RefSeq names its product glycine-rich cell wall structural protein. The record is from RefSeq and is a predicted model, not a curated record. Lineage: Eukaryota; Viridiplantae; Streptophyta; Magnoliopsida; Malpighiales; Euphorbiaceae. The coding region runs from base 1 to 1338 and encodes 445 amino acids. The transcript has a single exon.
AUGGGGAAGCUUUUUAAGAAGCAUGUAGGAGUUGUAGUUGUGGUGUUUGUGUUGGUGUUAGGGUUAGUUGAAUGUCGAACAUUUCAAAAGGAUAAAUUUACUAUCAAACAUGGAGGUGGCUUAGGUGGUGAUGGAGGCAUUGGAGGAGGGGUCGGUGGAGGCGGUGGUGUUGGUGGAGGAGUUGGUGGUGGUGUUGGUGGUGGAGGUGGUGCCGGAGGAGGACUUGGUGGUGGAGGUGGUGCUGGAGGAGGACUUGGUGGUGGUGGCGGAAUUGGAGGAGGUAAAGGCGGAGGAGUAGGAGGUGGUGCUGGAGGAGGACUCGGUGGUGGUGCUGGUGGCGGAGUUGGAGGAGGUCAAGGUGGGGGAGUAGGAGGUGGUGCCGGACUCGGUGGUGGAGGUGGUGUUGGAGGGGGACUCGGUGGUGGCGCUGGUGGCGGAGUUGGAGGAGGUAAAGGUGGGGGAGUAGGAGGUGGUGCCGGAGGGGGACUCGGUGGUGGAGGUGGUGCUGGAGGGGGACUCGGUGGUGGUGCUGGUGGCGGAGUUGGAGGAGGUAAAGGUGGGGGAGUAGGAGGUGGUGCCGGAGGAGGACUUGGUGGUGGAGGUGGUGCUGGAGGAGGAGUUGGUGGUGGUGGUGGAAUUGGAGGAGGUAAAGGCGGAGGAGUAGGAGGUGGUGCUGGAGGAGGACUCGGUGGUGGAGGAGGACUCGGUGGUGGUGCUGGUGGCGGAGUUGGAGGAGGUAAAGGUGGGGGAGUAGGAGGUGGUGCCGGAGGAGGACUCGGUGGUGGAGGUGGUGCUGGAGGGGGACUUGGUGGUGGCGCUGGUGGCGGAGUUGGAGGAGGUAAAGGUGGUGGAGUAGGAGGUGGUGCUGGAGGUGGUGCUGGUGGCGGAAUAGGAGGAGGCAAAGGUGGGGGAGGGGGAGGAGGUGCCGGAGGUGGAGGUGGCGUUGGUGGUGGAGGCGGAAUUGGAGGAGGCAAAGGUGGGGGAGUGGGAGGUGGUGUUGGAGGUGGAGGUGGUGCUGGAGGAGGAGGUGGUGGUGGAGCUGGAGGUGGUGUUGGUGGUGGACUUGGAGGUGGUAAAGGUGGAGGAAUAGGAGGUGGUGCUGGUGGAGGAGUAGGGGGAGGAGGUGGAGUUGGAGGUGGUGCUGGUGGUGGUGGAGGAGUAGGGGGAGGAGGUGGAGUUGGAGGUGGUGCAGGUGGUGGUGGAGGACUAGGCGGAGGUGGUGGAGUUGGAGGUGGUGCAGGUGGUGGUGGAGGUCUUGGAGGCGGUGCAGGUGGUGGCAUUGGAGGAGGAGGAGGUUUUGGCGGUGGUGCUGGUGGAGGAAUCGGUGGCCACCAUUAA